Molecule: messenger RNA, 576 nt
Organism: Tinamus guttatus (white-throated tinamou)
Lineage: Eukaryota; Metazoa; Chordata; Aves; Tinamiformes; Tinamidae
Source: RefSeq, a predicted model, not a curated record
AUGGGUUUAAAAGGCUUAAUAAAAAUGUGGCAGGCUGAGCUGGAGGUGGUAGUAAUGUUUGGAAAGUCUUCUGCCAUGUGGAAGAAAAGGUCUCUUGUAGUUGUCCAUUUUUGGGCACCAUGGGCUCCUCAGUGUGCGCAGAUGAAUGAGGUUAUGGCAGCACUAGCAAAGGAGCAUUUGCAGGUUACAUUUGUGAAGCUGGAAGCUGAAGCUGUGCCUGAAGUGUCUGAAAAAUAUGAAAUUAAUUCUGUCCCAACCUUCUUAUUCUUUAAGAAUUCUCAGAAAGUUGACAGAUUAGACGGAGCCCAUGCCCCAGAGCUGACCAAGAAAGUGCAGCGCCAUGCAUCUAGCACCUCCGUUUCUCCUGCUUCUAAUGAUGUUGCAAAAGAGGAUCUUGCUGUACGUCUAAAGAAACUCAUCAAUGCUGCCCCUUGCAUGUUGUUUAUGAAAGGGUCUCCUAAAGAGCCUCGCUGCGGUAAGAAUUUUCUGAAAUUCUUGGUGCAUGUGACAGUCCUUGCUUUGGGCUUGUCAGAUUCAUUCUGCUUUGGACAGUGCGACAGUGUCUUGCAUACCUAG